UUAGCGCGAUCGUCGUCGAAUUCAUCGAACGUUACUCCGGCCACUCUUUAAGUGGUGUCUAGUGAGUCUGUGACAACUGUGAGCGAGUGGAAAGGAUACACGUGCAAGGACAUCGUUAUGCUUAAGAUUUCCCUGCUGAGCGCCGUGCUCGGCAUUGCCUAUGCAGGCGUGAUCGGACCCGGACCGUAUUAUGGUGGACCAGCAGGGCCCGGACCUCUGCAUCAUUAUGGAGGAUAUGCACCGCCGAAUGGCCCACUGCCCGGCCCUUAUGUGGCACCCAAGCCCGUCGCUCCCGAACCAUACGAUCCCGAGCCAAAGUACUCAUUUGGAUAUGACAUUCAAGAUGGUUAUACUGGUGAUCUGAAGUCUCAGCAUGAGACUCGUCACGGAGAUGUGGUGAAGGGCAGCUACUCGGUGGUGGAUCCAGACGGAACCAAACGCACUGUGGACUACACGGCAGAUCCUCACCAUGGAUUUAAUGCGGUGGUUCGCAAGGAGCCGCUGGCAUAUAAGGCACCAGCCCACGUGGCACCUGUCAUCGCCCCUGCACCCGCUCCAGUGCCUGCUCACUAUGCUGGUCCUGCUCCUGCUCCACCACUUCCUCCGGUGCCCAAAGCACCUCUUCUUUCCUAUCCACUGGCCUUGGGUCCUCUUCACCGUGCUGCUCCUGUUCCCGGACCCGCUCCAGCACCUGCUCCAGCUCCAGUGCCUGUGCCAGUGGCUGCUCCAGUCUUGCCUACAGCCCACUUCCAUGCCGCCUAUCCCGCCCUGGCCCACAGCCCCUAUGCCCACUAUCCAGCACCUGUGCCCGGACCCGCUCCCGUGGAUCCCCAUGCCUACUAUCACCACUGAGAGGAACCGAUGUUCCCAACUAUCUGAUCUGAUCUGAUUUGAUUUGACUUCAUCUAUCGCACGCAGCUUACACUGACCCAAAACUGAAUCUCCGGCUAUAUCUGUGCCAAUCGCUGUACUCUCAAUCUCUUUUGCUGUGUUCUUCGAGGGAUUUGAUACCGAUCCAACAUGUAGAUUGAUUUUAAGAUACACCUAGCCUAUGUACAUGUCUUAAGAAUAUGUUGUUGAAUGGUUAGUCUAGGCAAUAAACUGAGAAAUG
Drosophila eugracilis is the source of this 1111-nucleotide messenger RNA. RefSeq names its product larval cuticle protein A1A (gene Cpr92A). NCBI's taxonomy places the organism in Eukaryota, Metazoa, Arthropoda, Insecta, Diptera, Drosophilidae. Gene Ontology annotation, cellular component: extracellular matrix. The transcript is spliced from 2 exons. The record is from RefSeq and is a predicted model, not a curated record. Bases 118 to 852 code for a protein of 244 amino acids.